UCCGGAGAAGAAAAGACAUACCUGUGUGUUAAAUAAGCCUUGAGUUAUAGAUGAAAAAAUUGUGAUCCGCUACAAGAUUCUGUGUUACUCGCCUGUAGUACUUGCCUGAGUUUCAAGAUCUACAAAGUGGCGUCUGGAGGGGGCAAAAUGGUGGAGACGGGCGGCGUGCGGUCCUCGGGCUCCUCGCCCGUGUCCUCGAAUCUCGCCCCGAUGCCGCCCUCGGGGCUUUCCUUAGCCACCACCUCCAUCUCGGAGCCCCUGCCACCCUCCUCGCUGCCCUGCCUGGCGCCGCUGCCUCACUACCCGUACCCGUCCUACCUGCAUCACCUGACACAGUACAUGGGGGCCGCAGACCCCCUCAAGCAGUACCUGGCCUCCAGUGACCAGCUCAAGCAGUAUCUGACCUCGGAGCAUUUGAAGUACCUGAUGCCGGAGCACAUGCGGCUCUACCUGAACCACGACCCCCUGAAGGCGUACAGCGGCACCUCCGCGGAGCACCUCAAGGUUCCCCUGCAGUUUCCCGACCCGCUCAAGAGCUACUCCUCGGCGUCCGAGCAGCUGCGGUGCCUGGCUGCAGGAGAGGCCACGGAGGGCGGGAUGCUGCCGCCAGUGUCCAGGGCGCCGUCGUCGGUGUUCACAAUCGAGAGUUUGUUGGCGCCCAGGGCGUCCGGGGCCGGCGCGCCCCGACUCCCCCCGGCGCACUUCCCUGCCAUUCCACGCAACCACUACGAUCUCCUCGGACCCGGCCAGUACCACGGGCUGUACUCCGCCUCGCUGUUCGGGGGAUCGGGCGCCGGCGGCAAGAGGAAGCGCCGCCACAGAACCAUCUUCACGGAGGAGCAGCUGGAGGAGCUGGAGAGGACCUUCGCCAAAACGCACUAUCCGGACGUGCUCCUCAGGGAACAACUGGCGCUCAAGGUCGACCUCAAAGAGGAGAGGGUAGAGGUCUGGUUCAAGAAUCGGCGCGCGAAGUGGCGCAAGCAGAAGCGCGA
This is a messenger RNA of Penaeus monodon (black tiger shrimp), 992 nucleotides long. Its product is annotated as homeobox protein goosecoid-like. The record is from RefSeq and is a predicted model, not a curated record. Gene Ontology annotation, molecular function: DNA-binding transcription factor activity, RNA polymerase II-specific; RNA polymerase II cis-regulatory region sequence-specific DNA binding. Gene Ontology annotation, biological process: regulation of transcription by RNA polymerase II. Gene Ontology annotation, cellular component: nucleus. Lineage: Eukaryota; Metazoa; Arthropoda; Malacostraca; Decapoda; Penaeidae.